Messenger RNA from Neurospora tetraspora, 2109 nucleotides. Its product is annotated as major facilitator superfamily domain-containing protein. The coding region runs from base 1 to 2109 and encodes 702 amino acids. The transcript is spliced from 2 exons. NCBI's taxonomy places the organism in Eukaryota, Fungi, Ascomycota, Sordariomycetes, Sordariales, Sordariaceae. The record is from RefSeq and is a predicted model, not a curated record. Gene Ontology annotation, cellular component: fungal-type vacuole membrane. Gene Ontology annotation, biological process: basic amino acid transport; transmembrane transport. Gene Ontology annotation, molecular function: basic amino acid transmembrane transporter activity.
AUGAACGUAUCUGGCUUCAACGAACAGCGGCCUGAAGCCGACGCGCUCGACGCGGUUGAGGCCAUCGACGAGCACACCUCGCUCCUCCACCCACCACCAACACCACCAUUGACAUCAUCAUCAUCCUCCGCCUCCUCCCUAUCAAUAACCACAGCCGAAGCCAUCUCCCGCAUCAUCAAACCCCAGGCCAACUUCCACCCCCAUCAAGACGAAGAAAGCCAGGCCACCACACUCACCAGAGAUGACUCCCUCUAUCAUCGCGACUUAUCCCCUUCUUCUGCCUCAACGCUCAUCCACCCCGACCGAAACCACUAUGACCACCAUCCCCACCACCUCUCAGGCGGGCAAUGGAGGAAGAACCUGGUCCUCCUCCUGGCCGUCUUCCUCGUCAACUCCGACAGCGCCAUCCUCCUGGCCAUGUUCCGCCAGAUCGCCAGCGAUUUCGACAAGCUGAGCUCAGCGAGCUGGAUCAUCACCUCGUACAUCAUCGGCGUCAUCGUCACUCAGCCGUUGUUUGGAAAGUUGAGCGACAUUUACGGGAGAAAGCUAAUGCUCAUCAUCGCUUACAUCUUUUACAUCCUCGGUGGUGUUUUGGCCGGUGCUGGGUUUUCCUUUUGGGGUGUUUUGCUGGGGAGGGGAUUGUGUGGCGUGGGCAAUGCUGGGAUUACGGUGUUGAUUUCUACGUUGAUUGUUGACCUCGUCCCAAUCCGCGAAGUCGCCGUCUGGCGCGGCUACGUCUACGCCAUCAACCAAGUCGGCCGCGCCAUCGGUCCCUCCCUGGGCGGAAUCAUCUCCGACACCUUCAACUGGCGCUGGUCGCUCCUUUACCAAGUGCCGCUUAACACAUUUGGCCUCUUGUUCAUCUGGUGGAAGAUGUCCUUUCCCUCCCCGUCGUCACCCUCCUCCUCUUCAGUCUCGACCCCCUCUUCCUCAGCCUCAAGCGCAAAAUCCAAGCUCAAAAGAAUCGACUUCUCCGGCUCCCUAGCCCUCGGUCUCUCCAACGUCUCCCUACUCCUCCUCCUCGACCGGAUCCAACACCCUCCCAGCACCUCUUCCACCUCUUCUUCCAUCUCCUCCCUUGCAACCUUCCUCCAAGACCCCUACACAAUAACCGCCCUCUCCCUCUGGCUCUUAUCCCUCACCUUCUUCUUACUAAUCGAAUCCUUUUGGGCGCGCGAACCAAUCCUCCCUUUACGGCUUUUAUUCCUCACCCGCAACGUCCUCUCUUCCUACGCCAUCCAGUUUUUGCAAACAGUGGCGCAGAUGGCGCUUUUCACCAGCGUUCCGCUUUAUUUCAGGUUGGUGAACGGGGAUUCGUCGGUCAAAGUCGCGAUGCGACUGCUGUUUAUCACCGUGGGCACGGUGCUGGGUGGGCUGGUGAGCGGGGUGGUGAUUAAACGGACGGGGUUGUAUAAGUGGGUUAUUGUGGUGGCUGUUGUGCUUUCGGAUGUCAGUUUUACUGCCAUCUGGCUGAGGUGGAGAGGAGGAGGGGAAGGGGGCACAAACUGGUGGGAAACGGGGUACGGGUUCCCGGUUGGUGUUGGCUUUGGAGUAAGCUUGUCGGCGGCGUUUAUUGGGUUGACUUCUGCUUUGGAGAACAUGGGGAAGAAGCCUGGUGAUGGGGGCAGUCAGGUGGCGGUUGCCACGUCGGGCUUCUACUUGAGUCUGAAUCUGGGAAGUCUGUUCGGGGUAAGCGGAGCGAGUUUGAUCAUUAGCUCGGUUGUUGAGAAGACACUCAGAAAAGAGUUGGAUGGCAUGCCGGGAGGAAUGGAUAUCAUCAAGGAGGUGAUGUCGAAUAUUGACAAGAUUGGGGAGUUACCCGGUUGGUUGAGGGAGGUGGUGAAAGGGGCGUAUACGAGGAGCUUUGUGUAUGUGUGGUUGUAUGCGUUGGUUGCUGGGUGUUUGGCUCUUGGGGCUAGCUUCAUUAUGAAGGAGGGCCAGUUGAAAGACAGUCAGUUGAGUCAUCCGCCAUUUGCUAGAAAGAAGAGAGGUAGCCGUCCUGGUACGGGAAGGCAGGAGGAGCGGGUGCAGAGGAUUGGAUACGACACUUUUGGAAACGGAGGAAACAUGGACAGUGAGGAAGAUUCACAUGUUGCUCAAUCGGGGUGA